This is a messenger RNA of Staurois parvus, 387 nucleotides long. NCBI's taxonomy places the organism in Eukaryota, Metazoa, Chordata, Amphibia, Anura, Ranidae. The record is from the annotation of a GenBank genome assembly.
CAGCAGCCGGUUAUGAGCCUCAGAGAUUCGGCGCUGCAGUUUUUCCUGGAUUUUGCCGGCGGUGACGGAAGUGGCUGCCAGCAGGAGCUUCUCGCCAAGGCUUUCCCCCUGGCAAAAUCUGGCUCUGCCCCCAGCAGCCCGAUGAAGAUCAAAGAGCUGUACCGGAGGCGAUACCCGCGGAAGAUCCUGAACGGCUCGGAGCUGACCAUGCUGCACAUGCCGGGUGGGGCCUUACCCAGCACCACCUCCCUGCCGCAAGGGGCGGUGUGCCACCUGGGCUACGACAACAGCGCCAUGGCGACCGCCGUGACCUCCUCCAUGCUGCCGCCACUGCCCAUGCUGGGCCCGAAACACGAGCCUGACAUCCAGCACCUGUCCCCCCCCAUC